AUGGGCCAUUACUAUCCACCGGAUAAUCUCGAGGAGAUGGAGGAAGAAAUCGACCCUUCAAUCCGAACAUGCACCUAUCAAUUCCAUACCGUAUCCACUCAAAUCAUAAUGUACAUUUUACAAUUGGGAUACGCACUUCCGAUUUCUAUUCUCUACCUCUUUGUGAUUCUGAAAAUCCUGAAAGCUCACAAAACUGAACACAUGUUCUCAGAUGCUUUCUUUAAGAUCUACGUACUCGAUGGAGUUGUGAGCCUAAUAGUGGUUGUAUUGGAUUACGGUCUGACUCGUCCCCUAAUCUAUGUCAAUCCUUUAUGCCGCGUUUUCUGGACGUGGUUCCCGCAACCGACAUACAUCCUAACACCCUACCUCGCUUCAUUCAACUACUUCCAGUUCGCAAAGAUUUUCUCGAUUUCAUUGCUGUCUGCAAACCGAUUCACUUGUGUUGCUUAUCCAAUUUGGCACAAGAUUUUCUGGAAGAAGCACACCAAUCACGUCAUCAUUGUUUCCAUGAUUUGUCCAGUCUUCUUCACGUGGCACCUCGCCAUCUCACCAACUAGAUUCGAUCCGUAUGUUGGAGAAGGAAUCUUGGGAUAUGUAAAAGUUGUACCAUUUGUCCGGACCACAUUCUUCAAGCUUAUUGUCAGUUUGACUGCCUUUCUGUUUAUAUUGCUCACUAAUAUCAAAACCUAUCGUCUCACUAAGAAGUUCAAGAAUAAACUGAGAACCUUGGAAAGGUCCUUAACCCUAUCUACCGUAGUCAUCAGUGCAGUUUUCGUUGUUUACAUCAUUAUUCAGGCGAUUCUCCUCAUCUUCUCUACCUCGUUUUUAAUUGAAAAUCUUGCGUUUGGCAGUACACUGAAGAAAAUUGAAUUUUGUUGUAAUGAUUUUUAUCUAAUGAGCUCGCCAAUUGUCCUGCUCAUCAUGAACAAACGGCUCCGUUCUUCAGUAUUCCGUGUAUCUCCAGAAGCUCCUCAGAAUUCCGAAAACACUCGGGUAUCGUCAAGAGUUGGAGACACUGUAAAAAUCGUUGUCAAAUCUCCAUCAGCCAAAACUUUAACGAUGUGGUGA
Molecule: messenger RNA, 1068 nt
Organism: Caenorhabditis briggsae
Lineage: Eukaryota; Metazoa; Nematoda; Chromadorea; Rhabditida; Rhabditidae
Gene: Cbr-srg-25
Product: Protein CBR-SRG-25
Exons: 7
Coding region: 1-1068 (355 amino acids)
Biological process (GO): sensory perception of chemical stimulus
Cellular component (GO): membrane
Molecular function (GO): transmembrane signaling receptor activity
Source: RefSeq, a predicted model, not a curated record